Drosophila montana is the source of this 1679-nucleotide messenger RNA. RefSeq names its product adiponectin receptor (gene AdipoR). Gene Ontology annotation, biological process: adiponectin-activated signaling pathway. Gene Ontology annotation, cellular component: plasma membrane. Bases 60 to 1349 code for a protein of 429 amino acids. NCBI's taxonomy places the organism in Eukaryota, Metazoa, Arthropoda, Insecta, Diptera, Drosophilidae. The transcript has 6 exons. The record is from RefSeq and is a predicted model, not a curated record. Gene Ontology annotation, molecular function: signaling receptor activity.
UUUGUUUUAAAUAAAUCUAUUUUUUCAGCACAUUUGCGUAGAGGCUACAAACAAUUGUGAUGGAUUCCUCUAAGAAACUGCUGGAAAGCAACAGCUCAGGCAGCGAUAAGGAAUUGGCCAGCACAAGCGCCAACGUUACCGAUCAGGAUUCUGGUUUGCCCUCGUCGGUGGAAAUGAACGAUACUCCUGCGGCGCAGAGCGCUGUCGGCGAGGAUGAAGACGAGGACAUUUUCGAGCAGGUGACAAUGAUAUUGCGCAAGCGACGCGGCUGGGGACCAGGAGACUUGCUUGAGGAUGACGACGACGAGCUCGUCGAGGAGGACGAUGCCGGUUGUCCAUUGCCGUCAACGCCAGAGGACACUCAGCUCAUAGAGGCAGAGAUGACAGAAGUUUUAAAGGCUGGCGUGCUCUCGGACGAGAUUGAUCUGGGCGCACUGGCUCACAAUGCCGCCGAGCAGGCCGAGGAAUUUGUGCGCAAGGUGUGGGAAGCCAGCUGGAAGGUUUGCCAUUACCGAAACUUGCCCAAAUGGUUGCAGGACAAUGAUUUUUUGCAUCGCGGUCAUCGCCCGCCGCUCCCUUCGUUCCGGGCAUGCUUCAAAUCGAUAUUCCGUGUGCACACGGAAACUGGAAACAUCUGGACGCAUCUGCUUGGGUGCAUUGCUUUCAUUGGCGUGGCCCUAUAUUUUGUUUCCCGUCCCACAGUUGAGAUACAAUUUCAAGAGAAGUUAGUUUUUGGCGCAUUCUUUAUGGGCGCCAUCAUUUGUUUAGGAUUUUCGUUCGCUUUUCAUACGUUAAGCUGUCAUUCGGUUGAGAUUGGCAGACUAUUUUCAAAACUGGACUACUGUGGAAUUGCACUACUUAUAAUGGGCUCCUUUGUUCCUUGGCUUUACUAUGGCUUCUAUUGUCACUAUCAGCCAAAGGUUAUAUAUCUUUCUGUGGUCUGCGUGCUCGGCUGUCUUUCCAUCAUAGUCUCGCUGUGGGAUAAGUUUUCGGAGCCAGCCUUGCGCCCGCUGCGUGCCGGCGUAUUCAUGAGUUUUGGCCUCUCUGGAGUUAUUCCGGCCAUUCACUACAGCAUCAUGGAGGGUUGGUUAAGUCAAAUCAGCCGCGCUAGUCUCGGUUGGCUUAUACUGAUGGGCUUACUAUAUAUACUUGGUGCUUUGUUGUAUGCUCUCCGCGUGCCCGAGCGCUGGUUCCCCGGCAAGUUUGACAUUUGGUUCCAGUCACAUCAACUUUUCCAUGUGCUCGUUAUUGCGGCAGCGUUUGUGCAUUACCACGGCAUCUCCGAAAUGGCCAUGUAUCGCGUCACCGUCGGCGAAUGUACUGUGCCCAUCGAGCCAAUAACUUUUUAAAUGCUCCAGCAAAUUCAAAUAUUACAUUAGUCACAUCAAAUCAUAUGCACACACUCACAAAAACUCCAUACACACACAAACACACACACAUCUAUAUGAAAAAUCUAUCGCAGUUUGACAAUGCGGCCAUUUUAGUGUUUGGCUCGCAUUUGUUCUUUGUUAUUUGGCUAAAAUAAGAAAAAAUACCAACAUUCAGGAUGAAUACAAGGACAUCUGUUAUCCGGAAUGAAUAUUAAAAAACUCGCGUUAUAAAUUACUUAGCAAUACCCGUUUAUUAUAAUCGAAUGAAAUCUGUAGUAGUUUAAUUAAUAUAAUAAUUUAUAAAAGUUA